GAUGAUGAUGAUGAUGAUGAUGAUGAUGAUGAGUGUCGCUGCAGACCAACUGGAGACAGAACAAACUGGGAGGGGAAACUAACGACCAGCAGCGAACUACAGGCGACAGGAGCUACAGGCGACAACUCUAAAACACUCCCAAGGUAGGUUUCCUGCAUCAGAAGUUGAAGAUGAGCGACACGAAUCCGCCCAAAGUUGAGCUCUUUGUGAAGGCAGGGAGCGAUGGUCAGAGCAUCGGCAACUGUCCCUUCUCCCAGCGUCUCUUCAUGAUGCUGUGGCUGAAAGGAGUCACCUUCGAUGUCACCACGGUGGAUAUGAAGAGGAAGCCAGACAUCUUGAAGGACCUGGCUCCGGGUGCCCAGCCUCCCUUCCUGUUGUACGGCAGCGAGGUGAAAACGGACACCAUAGGAAUCGAGGAGUUCCUGGAGGAACAUCUCUGCCCUCCGAAAUAUCCCCGUCUGGCCGCUCGUAACCCAGAGUCAAACACAGCAGGCAUGGAUGUUUUCUCCAAAUUCUCUGCUUACGUCAAGAACUCGAACCCUCAGCAAAACGAAAAUCUAGAGAAAGGCCUGCUGAAGGCUCUGAAGAAGCUGGACGACUUUCUUGGCUCCCCACUUCCUGACGAGAUCGACGAGAAUAGCACCGAUGAGCUCACUUCCUCGACCCGCCCCUUCCUGGACGGCCAAGAGCUUACUCUGGCCGACUGCAACUUGCUGCCUAAGCUCCACAUCGGGAAGGUGGUGUGUUUAAAAUACCGUAACUUCAACAUCCCUCAGUCUCUGACGAACCUCUGGAGGUACCUGAACGCAGCGUACGCCAGGGAGGAGUUUUCCUCCACCUGCCCGGUCGACGAAGAGGUCCACAUCGCCUACUCCUGCGUAGCUAAAGCUCUCAAGUAGGAGCACAACAGGAUGCACAAGUCAUUAAAAAAACACACACAUACACUCACCUGCGCACACCGAGCGUUCACUCUGCAAGCAACGUGUUCGACCCGUUUUCUCAAGAGGCAUUCAUGGCAUCUGCAUGGUAAUUUUUUUUGCAGCUUUAAAAGUUAUAAUGUCAGAACAUUCUGAUGAGUCGAUAUAGCUGGUUUACUAUCAUCAAACUAAACUCAUAGGUUUGUUUUUAGAGAUGUUUGUUUACGUAGUUUUCCUGUUUUUUUGUUUGCCACGUGGAUCAGUUGAUAUCAGGAGGUAAACAAGGAAGCACAGGAGUCAGAUAAGCUGAUGUUAAAACAAACACAUGCACACAAAAAAGCUGUGGCAGAAUUUAUUCCUGGACAUUCACCUCUGUAGAAUGAUUGAUCACGUUGCUUGCAGGCUCACACACACACACACACGCACACACACACACACACGUACACACACACACACACACACGCACUUAAAACUACAGCCUUGCUUGUGUACAGUUUCACCAUCACUAGAUACACACUGUAAAGUUGUAUCUAUUCCCUUCUUGAUGUUUUCUACAGUGUAUCUUUGUAUGGGAGGGAGUGGGGUGGGAAGGGUGUGGGGGGUAUUGAACAGACACAAAGCUGCCUACCAGAUCAAACUUUCACUAAUAACUUGCCAGCCUCACACAGACUGAUUCACCUCUUAUCUUCAGUCUUGUUAUAAAGGAAGUAGGUUGUGUUUUUUUAGGGUGACGAUGAUGCGUACCAGCAUCAGCUCGCCAGCCAAAGUGUUGUGGUUUGUCUGUAAACACAGAUGCUUCACAUUGAGAGAACUUGGCCUUUAACAAUUGAGGUUUAUAAAUAUUUUUUUUACUAAAUAGAUUUCUUUUUCUUCAUAGUGCUCCUCAGACAGGAAGUGGGGUGCUUUUUUUUUCGGUAGGCAGAG
Sebastes umbrosus (honeycomb rockfish) is the source of this 1841-nucleotide messenger RNA. RefSeq names its product chloride intracellular channel 1 (gene clic1). Bases 171 to 899 code for a protein of 242 amino acids. The record is from RefSeq and is a predicted model, not a curated record. The transcript has 7 exons. Lineage: Eukaryota; Metazoa; Chordata; Actinopteri; Perciformes; Sebastidae.